Molecule: messenger RNA, 714 nt
Organism: Fraxinus pennsylvanica
Lineage: Eukaryota; Viridiplantae; Streptophyta; Magnoliopsida; Lamiales; Oleaceae
Source: the annotation of a GenBank genome assembly
AUGGUUUCUCAUAAUGAAAAAGUGGAGAAUGAAGAAAAAUUAGUGGGUGAGGAGCAUGGAUCGUGUGAAGAUGAAGUCCAAGGGCAAGGAGAGAUCGAAAUUGAGAGCGAGGAUACAUUGAAGAGAGAAGCUGCUCUUGUAGUAGAGGAUCUCAUGAAAGUUAGCGUGAAUCCUAUUAUGGUUACUGGUGAUAAUUGGAGAACUGCUCAGGUUGUUGUUAAGGAGGUUGGCAUUAUAGAUGUUAGGGCAAAAGUGUUGCCUAUAGGAAAAGCUCAUGUUAUUCUAUCAUUCCAGAAAGGUGGAAAAAUUGUUGGAGAAGGAGAAAUUAAUGCCUUAAUUGAAAAAGAUGAAAAUAGACCCUUUGUAAAUGAAGAGAAAAAUUUUGAGGAGGAACUGAAGCCAAAUGAUUUGAUUCCCGAUGAAGAUACCACAUAUGAGUCUGAAGAAGAGCACAAUAAGGCAUAUGCCAUCUUGCACUACUUGCAUAAUCCAAGGGUAGUGAAGAGAAUGGUGCAGUCCACUCAAGCAGUUCUAGUUGUUUCUUCAACAGCAUCUCAAAGUUCUCAGCCAUCACUUCUGGGUCCUUCCUUGUCGCCACCACUUUAUUAUGGUGGAAGUCUACAAUUAGGAAUGGAAUUCACUCAAGUUAGAAGCUUGAAGCAAACACAUAGAGGAUUUCCAUGGAUGCCUGGUUUACCUAAGAAUACAUCAUGA